Molecule: messenger RNA, 2225 nt
Organism: Drosophila mojavensis
Lineage: Eukaryota; Metazoa; Arthropoda; Insecta; Diptera; Drosophilidae
Product: innexin inx3
Exons: 6
Coding region: 159-1343 (394 amino acids)
Biological process (GO): phototransduction
Cellular component (GO): plasma membrane; gap junction
Molecular function (GO): gap junction channel activity
Source: RefSeq, a predicted model, not a curated record
UAAGUUAGCACCGUUUUGCGUUCAAUUCAGUAGGUUUUGGAACGCCGCUGAGCGCAGCUGCACAAAUUUAGAAAACGUUUAGUUUAGUCAACAGCAACAACAUCAAUUAGCAGCAACAACAGCAGCGAGAAGAAGCAGCAGAAGUCGAAGCUAGAAACAUGGCGGUCUUUGGCAUGGUCUCGGCUGUCUCCAGCUUCAUCAAGAUACGCUAUCUGCUGGACAAGGCGAUCAUCGAUAACAUGGUCUUUCGCUGCCAUUAUAGGAUUACCACAGCCAUACUCUUCACCUGUUGCAUUAUUGUUACGGCCAACAAUUUGAUUGGUGAUCCGAUUAGCUGCAUUAAUGACGGCUCCAUACCUAUGCAUGUGAUCAACACCUUCUGCUGGAUAACAUAUACCUUCACGAUACCUGGCCAACAGCACAGGCAAAUUGGCACCGAUGUGGCUGGGCCUGGAUUGGGCAACGAAUAUGGACAGGAGAAACGCUACCAUAGCUACUAUCAGUGGGUGCCAUUCGUGCUCUUCUUCCAGGGUCUCAUGUUCUAUGUGCCCCACUGGAUCUGGAAGAAUAUGGAGGAUGGCAAGAUUCGCAUGAUAACGGAUGGUUUGCGUGGCAUGGUCUCGGUGCCGGAAGAUUAUCGCAAGGAACGGCAGGAUCGCAUCAUUAAAUACUUUAUGGAAAGUCUCAACUCACACAACGGCUACUCCUUUGCGUAUUUCUUCUGCGAACUGUUGAACUUCAUCAAUGUCAUUGUCAAUAUCUUCAUGGUGGAUAAGUUUCUGGGCGGUGCUUUUAUGUCCUAUGGUACUGAUGUCCUCAAGUUCUCCAAUAUGGAUCAGGACAUGCGCUACGACCCGAUGAUUGAGAUCUUUCCAAGAUUAACGAAAUGUACGUUCCGCAAAUUCGGCCCAAGUGGCUCCAUACAGAAACACGAUACGCUCUGCGUGCUGGCCCUCAAUAUACUCAACGAGAAGAUCUACAUAUUCCUAUGGUUCUGGUUCAUUAUAUUGGCUACCAUUUCGGGCGUGGCUGUGCUCUAUUCCCUGGUGGUCAUCAUGAUGCCCACCACACGCGAAACAAUCAUCAAGCGCUCCUAUCGAUCGGGUCAGCGCAAGGAAAUCGCUGGACUCGUGCGACGUUUGGAGAUUGGCGACUUCUUGAUCUUGCAUUUCCUUAGCCAGAAUCUUACCACACGGUCGUACGGCGAUAUGCUGCAUCAGCUAUGCGGCUUGCUGGGUGCCUCCCGUACACCCUCCGCCCCCUCGACGUUGGAAAUGAAUCCGAUUAGCCAUUCAAUUUACCCGCCCGCCGAGCUGUUCGGCGGCAAGGAGACCGAGACAUAGGCGCUAAAGCAAUUAAAUUGGCGCUAAUUUUAAACAAAACAAACAAAAUAUUUCAAUGAUUUCUCAAUAAUAUUUGUAGACGAUGUAGAGAUGUGACCGAUUGGAGGGGUUUUUUUAGGUGUUCUAGGCUUGUAGGCUUUCUAAUAUAUAACAUAUAUAUGUGUCAAUAUAUAUAUAUAUAUAUAUAUACUUGUAUGUACAUCUCUAAGACUGUUUUUUAAGUUGAAACUUGAAUUUGAGGAAACUUUAGAAAAAAACAAAAUCGAAAACGAAAACAGAACAUCAACAUAUAUGGAAUUCUUUAGCAAAAUUAUAUAACGCAAAAGCCGUUAGACACAGUGAAAAAGAGAGAGAGAGACAGAGAUGAUGAUGAGAAAGUGCAAGCUAAGAUAGGGAAAGAUAAUGAAAGAUAGAAAGAGAGAGAACACACAGGCAGACCGUGCAAUUUGUAGGCUGGAUUUGUGAAUGAUAAUGAAAUUGAUCCGAUAUGCUUAUACUGCUACCUAUUACAGCAUUGUAUCCGUAGUAAAGUUAACAAUGAUGCGCCAUUUAAAUAUAUAUACAAUAUAGUCUAUAGUUUUUUGCUCUUUGAUCACGCCAAGAUCGCAGCUCACGCAACGUUGAUCUAUAUUAAUUUAAAUGUAGAUCCAUACACAGUAGGAGACAUACUUACAGCUAAAUUGUAGUAAUUGAAUUAUAUAACCGUAACAGUAACAAAAAGCAAUUGCUCUCGCUAUUUUUGUCUUAUCUUUUAGACAUUUAUACAUAUGUACGUAAUUUUAAGCAAUUUUGUUUAUAACAAAAUCAUUGUGAUUACUGCUAGAAAAGAACACAUUUUACAUAAAUAAAAAAUAAACUAUCUAAGUUUUAAAUUGUAACAAA